Molecule: messenger RNA, 594 nt
Organism: Funneliformis mosseae
Lineage: Eukaryota; Fungi; Glomeromycota; Glomeromycetes; Glomerales; Glomeraceae
Source: the annotation of a GenBank genome assembly
AUGUAUAUCCGAUUCCUCGAAAUAUCUUCAAAAGAUUUUCAUAGUAUUAUUUGGCCUUUUAAGAAAGUGUUACCUCAAGCACUCUUUGAAGAUAUUGUUUCAUUUCAUAUGUCUAAUACUGAGCCCAAGCAAAAUAAAUUAAUUCCUCGUAAACCAAAACAUGCGGCUAUCAUCGUUAACUGGAUUCAAAGAAAAGAUUCUAAUGCGGGAAUUUUAACGGAUUGUAAAUAUAAUCUUAAUCUUAUUUAUCGUAGAAGCAGAGAUGGCUAUGGUUUAUAUAAUAUACGUAGAAUUUGUGAUAGACAAGGUGCUUGUAUUUUGAUUAUUAAAACCAAAGAAAAUGAAACCAUAAUAGGUGGAUAUAAUCCUAUUGGCGAUGGAAAAGAUUUAUCAAGUAUUAUUAUUAGUCGAGUUACAAAUAGUAAUAAUGCAAUAUAUGAAUCGAGUUUUAUACCCUUAAAUUUUGGUAAUAGUGAUUUGGUAAUCAAAAAUGAUUUUGGCACAUGUAAUCAAGCCCAAUAUGAAAGUAAUAUUUUAGAUAAUGAUAAUUUUACUAUUGAGGAAAUGGAGAUUUUUAGUUUCAAUAAAUCAUGA